Messenger RNA from Phlebotomus papatasi, 1263 nucleotides. RefSeq lists its product as uncharacterized. Gene Ontology annotation, cellular component: spindle microtubule; outer kinetochore; mitotic spindle. Bases 260 to 1120 code for a protein of 286 amino acids. Gene Ontology annotation, molecular function: microtubule binding. NCBI's taxonomy places the organism in Eukaryota, Metazoa, Arthropoda, Insecta, Diptera, Psychodidae. The transcript has a single exon. The record is from RefSeq and is a predicted model, not a curated record. Gene Ontology annotation, biological process: mitotic cell cycle; chromosome segregation; cell division.
AAUGCAUUCUCCAUGCUGGACCUUCCAGUGGAAAUUUUAUCCUAUAUGGCAAGACUGAAUUCCAAUUGCCAUAAAAACAAAAACAGUUCGCCCGUUACUUUGAUCAAAAGAUUUUUCUCCAAGUUUUUCGGAAGAAAAAACAAUUAAAUACGUGAAACAAGUUUAGCACAGUAUCUACGACAUAAAUUCUCGUAAGUCUGCUCAUUCUAAGUCAAAAAUCCAGAGCAUCGAGUGCUGAGAAAGUUCAUAUUCCAUCACGAUGGACUUCGAAAAAAUCCUUGAGAAGUACUUUGAUAGAAUGGAAAUGCUGAAAUUGCACUACAAAAUCUGCCUGAACAAAGAGAAUCACCAAGAAGACUGUAAGAAACUUGCCGCAGUUACUGCCGAAGUGAAAGAACUCCUAGUAAAGUGCAAAACAUUCGCUGAAGAUUUUCCAAAACUACGAGAUGAAUAUCUGAUUCUAUCAGACAAGACACAUCGUCAGAGGAUGCUGAUGCUAAGGCUAAUUGAAAUACUGAAAGAGUUUCCCAAGAAACCACAGCCACAAAUCAAUCAGAAGCCUCAGUAUCUCAACCCAUUUACUCCUCCAAAUCGCAUCCUGAAGGAGGUCAAUACGCCAGAAUCAUCGAGCUUCCGGCUUUAUCGACUACGUUCAAGCGGUAGGAAGACACCAUCUUCAGUCAUGAGAUCAGGCUCCCUCAACCACAAGUCUUUGGGCCAGCUACACUUCCCGGAAUUUGACUUUACCAUCACUCAGGGCAUUUUCGAGAGCGUUCCAAAGCACAUGUGUGGACGUAUCAAUAUCGAUGAUAUACAGAACUUCCUGGACACUGUCAUCAACAAGUGCUUCGUAUUCAAAUAUAGAGUCCUGUCCCGCGAGAGGAACUCUAUUCCACUCAAAGAUCGCCAUCUGUAUGAUUUGUUCCUGGAGCAAGAGAAGGAAUUCCCCAACAGGCUCUUCAUCACUCAAGGAGACAUCACGCGCUGCAUUGGCCAGAUGAUUGACAAACGUACCAACAGCCGCAUUCAGAUCCUAAGGCACAUUAAGGUGCUCCAAGAGGUCAGGAAGAAGACCACAAUCUACUACUUGUGGCUUCCUCUGAAUCCUCUUGACAAUUGAAUUCUGGAGAUUCAGAUUCCUCCAUUCCUUUUUUCCUCUUUCCCUUUUCAUUUUGUUAGCGAACUUUAAAAAAAAAAAACUGAACUGAAUUUAUCUGAAUAAAAAAAUGAAUUAAUUUUUUUCUCGAAGAAUUCUCAAUUAUU